UGAGGACUCGGACGGGGUCAGGUCUCAGCAGUCCUCUCCUCCAGGACACACCGGUCUCCCGGCUCGUUUUGUGUUUUCAGUUUGUUAAGCCGGUGUGUUGUUCACCGCGAUACACUGGCCGCCUGUCCAUCGCUCGGCGCGCACACAGCUGUGCACCCUGGAAGAGAGGCUGCGGCACAUCAUCUGGACCUGCGCACAAACUGGAACCAGUGUUGCAGCGUCGCGGUGGCGAAAGAAGAGGUGACCCAAGGACGCAGACGGACGGACGGACAUGACCGACAUCGCCGGUUCCGAGUUCGAGAUCGACGUGGAGAGUCUGGAGAUGGAGAGCGACGAGCAGACGGACUGCGGCCGCUCCACCCCGUCCGGCGCCGCGGAGGACGAGGCGGAGCGCCGGGCGGAGGAGAAGACGGACUCCGGCGGCCUCGGCGCGGGGGAUCAGAGGAAGCUGAGCCGGACCCCGAAGUGCGCCCGCUGCAGGAACCACGGCGUGGUGUCGUGUCUGAAGGGACACAAGCGGUUCUGCCGCUGGAGGGACUGCCAGUGCGCCAACUGCCUGCUGGUGGUGGAGAGACAGCGCGUCAUGGCGGCGCAGGUGGCGCUCCGCAGACAGCAAGCCACGGAGGACAAGAAGGGCCUGACGGGGAAGCAGGUGCCGGCCGAGCGGAGGACGGUUUACCAGAGACACAUCCGCCCGUCCACCAUGUUGGCCAAGAGCAUCCUGGAAGGGUACCGACCCGUUCCGUCUGAUCCGUACCUGGGGCCCAACCCAUCUCUCCCCCCACCGCUGAGCGACCGCAUGAGGAAGAGGAGGGCCUUCGCCGACAAGGAGCUAGAGACCAUCAUGCUGGAGAGGGAGUACAAAGAGCGGGAGCUGCUGGAGAGCGGCAGCCAGACGGCAGCGGCCUCGCUCCUCUUCCCCAACAACAUGAUCCACCACGCCGCCGAGUACAACUCCUACAAGACGACCUACUCGCCGGCCGGGGCGCCGGUGGAGCCACAGUCCAAAGAUCUGUGCAGCUUCCUGGGCCCCGGCUGUCUGGAUCUGUCCAUGCAGUACAACACUGGCGCGGCCAACGUAGAGCUCAUCUCCUCCAACGUCAGUGUGGCCACCACCUACCGCCACUACCCACUGCAGCCCCCACGGGGGGGCUUCGUGAUGUGGCCUCGCGGGACCUCCAGCCUUGGGGACGCCCUCGUCUAUCAGCAGUGCCUGCUCAAUGCCACUGCCGUGCAGAACAUGAAGCCGGGCGCCGUGUGGGAGCCCAAGGCCAUGCCCGCCGAGAGCCAACCACCAGAGCACGAAGCGGCAGCGGCCACCCUGGCCACCAAAGUGGAGGGCUCCCGUGCCACGGCUCCGCAGGAGGCGACGGAUCCUCUGCAGGUGGACAGUGCGAGCCAGGCCGGACACGGGGAGUGCUCGGCCUUCGCGCCUCCCAAAAGGAGCUUUGGGCAAACCUUCCCUGGAAGCUCCCGUGAUCAAACGCCCGGCAGCCAUGGGCAUGUCCUGAACAAACUGAGCAAAGACGGUGCCAAGCACGCCCUCGCCGUGAAACUCAACUCCUUCCAGUCACUGAUCCAGCACACACUGAGCGACAAAGCAGGGCCGGAGCUCAGGGGCCCUUACUGCCGGGAACUGUUAGAGGAGGCCGCCCGCAAAUACAGGGGGGGCUCUGCCAAGGACCCUCACAACGUCAAGACCACUGACAGAUAUGCAAAGGACUUCCUGUCCAAACCGGCGGGGACCAAAGUGGGACCCGGCGAGGCUCUGUCGUUCUCGGUAGAGGCCAUACUGAAGAGGCCCUCGCCUGCCAUGAGUCGGGCUUUCCAUUGACUCAGAUAAGUGACUUCCUUUGCACCGUUAACCCUGAACAGCAGAUCCGUCUCUGGGUUCUCAGUGUCCCACAGACCACCGUGCACAUCACCGUGGUUACCAACAUUGGUUAGAAAUACUCAACUUUUUUUUUGGGGGGGGGGGGUUCCAUUGUAAUAUUUAUGUAUAUUAUAUUUUACAUGUGCA
This is a messenger RNA of Lampris incognitus (smalleye Pacific opah), 2020 nucleotides long. It is a transcript of the gene dmrt2a, whose product is annotated as doublesex and mab-3 related transcription factor 2a. The record is from RefSeq and is a predicted model, not a curated record. The transcript has 4 exons. Gene Ontology annotation, cellular component: nucleus. Gene Ontology annotation, biological process: sex differentiation; regulation of transcription by RNA polymerase II. Bases 272 to 1834 code for a protein of 520 amino acids. Lineage: Eukaryota; Metazoa; Chordata; Actinopteri; Lampriformes; Lampridae. Gene Ontology annotation, molecular function: RNA polymerase II cis-regulatory region sequence-specific DNA binding; DNA-binding transcription factor activity, RNA polymerase II-specific.